UAGUGAUAAAAGAAAACUCCUUCCAAUUGAUUCAUUUUAUAAUACGAGCCGCAAGUUUUGUUUCUCCGAGCAACAAACAAAAAUGGCGGCGUCUUCGACCACCACCACCACCAACAUCCUCUCCCUUGGCUCUUCUUCAGUUCACAGGUUCCCUCCAAUCUGCAAUCCUCCUCCUCUCCGUCUCUCCUUCCCCUACAAACCUUCCUUCAACCUCUCCCUCAAAAACCCUAAAACCAUCGCCGCCUCCGCCUCCGCAUCUCCAACCCUCUCCCCCGCUAAACCCUCUCCUCAGUUUCCCUUCUCCGACUCAACCAAAUCAAUCACGACCCUCGCGAUUCUCGCCGGACUCGUAACCAAAUCCCUUAUCCACAAACUCUCCACCGCCGUCGUAACCCUAUCCCCUCAUAUUCAAGCUUCCAUCCGAGUCUCCGGUCCGCUCUUCUUCGCGGCGGCCCGUGACCGUCCUGCGGGUUAUCUCAACACUCCGUUGACGGUUGUGGCGGCUGGUUUGUCCAAGUGGCUGGAUAUCUACAGCGGUGUGUUGAUGGUUAGAGUUUUGCUGAGUUGGUUCCCCAACAUCCCUUGGGAUCGCCAGCCUCUGUCUGCCAUCAGGGAUCUUUGUGAUCCGUAUCUCAAUCUCUUCAGGAACAUCAUCCCUCCCGUCUUUGAUACCCUUGACGUCAGCCCUCUGCUUGCUUUCGCUGUUUUGGGUACUUUGGGUUCCAUUCUCAACAAUAGCAGAUGAUUUGGGUUGUUACUACUCCUUUCGUGUUUUAUUUAUUGUCUCUACUUAUAAGAAGCUAAUGAUUAUGUAUUGGAUCUUAUGGUCUGUGUUUCUGUGGCAAUGAAUUGAGUUUGGUUUCAAUACAAGUUGUAUUUGGAUCUUAAGAGUUUUUGUUAAUUUCUGAGUUGCUUUUGCA
Brassica napus (rape) is the source of this 920-nucleotide messenger RNA. Its product is annotated as ylmG homolog protein 1-2, chloroplastic-like. Gene Ontology annotation, cellular component: membrane. Gene Ontology annotation, biological process: chloroplast fission. NCBI's taxonomy places the organism in Eukaryota, Viridiplantae, Streptophyta, Magnoliopsida, Brassicales, Brassicaceae. Bases 83 to 745 code for a protein of 220 amino acids. The record is from RefSeq and is a predicted model, not a curated record. The transcript has a single exon.